AUGUCAUCAACUAAAUCAGGUUCCUCAAAAUACUCAUCUGGAAGUUCCAUUAGUUUAAUAAUGGGUUUUUCCAGAUCAUUAGAAAAAGGAUCAUUUGGUGUUUUGUAUGCAAUGAUCAAAGGAAAUACAUUCCCAAGAAUAUUAACUAUCUUAAGUAUGCUAAUUGAGUUUUGCCAAUUAUCAUCAUUUGGUUUUAAACAUCAAUAUCCAUGGGGUGGAGAUGCUGGAUAUUAUUUAAAAAGAAUUAUGUCACCAGUAAGCCAUCCAUCAGAUGUAUUUGGUUACUUGGGAUUUACAAUUUUAUUUUGGAUUGCUGUUGGUUUAUUGAUUUUGGGUUUUUUAAAUAUUUGGUAUGUUGCAUAUCAAUUUUAUCGUGGUAAAAUUGCAAAUAUUUGGAUUAUUAGAACUCUUCGUUGGUUUGUAAGUUUCUCAGUGGCUGUAUUAUUUAUUCCAAUCAUUUCCUUACUUUUAAUUGGUUUGGAUUGUGAAGGAUCAAGUGAAGGUACCAUCUUAAGAAAGUUUGACAAUGAAACCAUUCAAUGCUUUAGAGGUGCAAAUUUACCAAUUGCCGUAAUUUCAAUUAUUUUAAUUGUAGUUUUCAGUAUUGUUGCCUUUACAUCUAGUGCAACCUAUUAUGAAUAUGAUACAAAUGUUAAAUCAAGAUUUUCAAAACCACAUGCAAGAUUUGAUGUAACAGUUUUAUUUGCAAAAUUUGUGUUUGCAUUUUUCAAUUCAUUAGUCGAUUUUGUACCAUGGUUAACAUCAAUAACAUUUUUUGUUUUUAUGGUGAUAUUAACUUUUGGAUCAAUUAUUGUUUUACCAUAUAAUAAUCAAAGAUUAAAUCAAGUUAGAAGUGGAUUCUAUACAGUUGUUCUUUGGGUAUCAUUUAUGACAUUGGUAACUAUGGGUAUUAAUGAUGAAACAUCACCAGCUACAUGUUAUAUUACAAUUGUUGGUGUAUUCUUUGCUUUUCCAAUUGGAUUUUUCUCAAAUAUGUUUUAUUUCAAAUGGUUAUCAUCAAAAGUUUCCGAUAUUCAAAUUUUAAAUCAAAGUCCAAGUAUGGAUCUUAAAGAUGCCAAUAAAAAAGGUAAACGUAAUAGUGUUGAAAAAGAAUCAUCACCAACAUCAAAAGUAACAUGGGGUAAACAACCAAUUACAUUGGGUAGUAAAAGACAAAUCAUUUUCCCAUUCUUUAAAAAGAAGUUUGUAAUGUCAUUCUUUGUUGAAAUCAUGGCAAGAUCAAUAUUAAAUAAUAACAAUGAAGGUGUUUCAAGUAGUUCAAAUGAGUCAAUUGAACGUGCAAAUAAUCUUUAUCAAUGUGGUCUUCAAUAUUUCCCAAAUUCAGAUUUAUUAUGGAUGGCAUAUUGUAACUUUUUAUUCACAGUUAGAAAAGAUAGACAUAUUGGUUAUGCUGCAUUAGAAAAACUUAGAAGAAUGAAACCAUCAUUCGAUGUUCGUUUCUUCAUUUAUCAACGUGAUAAAGAAAGAGAACAAAUUAUGGAUUCAGAUUUACGUGGUCCAGAACAUACAGGUAAAAUUCAAGAUUUUGUCAGUUACAUGGAAUUUAAAAAACUUUAUUAUGGUGCUAAAAGACAUCAUGUUAAAUGUUUAAAUUAUAUUAAAAGAUUUUGGGGUCAUUUAUUACAUGAAACAGUUGAUCUUCAUCGUUUAUCAGAUUUAUCAGGUCGUAUUGCAACAACUGAAAAUAAAGCAAAUGAAAGUUAUGAACGUUUGUUAGCACUCAAUCCAAAUUCAGUUAGAGUACUUCGUGAUUAUUCUCAAUUCCUUGAAGAAGUUGUAAAAGAUAAAGAAUCAUCAUAUAAAUUACAAAAGAAAGCAGAAGCAAUCGAAGAUAUCAUGAGUAAAAGUCAAACAACUGAUUUUAAAAUUAGUGAUAUUAAAGCAAUUGAUUCCGAUGAGGAUGAUAUUGAAAAAACUCUUCAAGAACCAACAGCAAUUCAAUUGGCAAAGAUUGAUGCAGAUAUUGAAAAAUCAGGAUCAAAAUCAGGAUCAUCAAAAUCAAAAGAUGAUUCAUCAGAAUCAAGUAGUUCAUCAAAAGGUAGAAGAGGCAAAUAUAAGGAAUUCCAACAAAGUAAUGCAAUUAACAAACUUUCAUGGUUAAUGAUUGGUACAACAUGUUGUUGUAUUAUAUUUUUAAUUGUUGUAUUGGUUGUAUUCAGAGGAUUAGAAGUUAAACAUACCAAUGCAUAUCAAGGUAUCAUUUCAAUCACAGAUUGUGCCAAUGAAGCAGUUCAAAUGGGUAUGCAUUUAAAUGCAAUGCAAGCAUAUGCUUUGGUUGCUGGUGUUGGUAAUAAUACAGUUGAAGCAUCAUUAAUUGAAAUUGCUAGAAGAAGAGCUUUGGUUAAAAGAGGCAUUAUCAUUAUGAAGAAUAUUCAUGAUGCAAUUUAUUGGGGUGAAGGUAAUCCAGUUAGUUAUGUUGGUGAUAAUUUAUCCCAAUUGAAAGCAAGAGAUGGUUAUGAUAUUUUCGAUAUUGGUUCAGUAAUUUUCACAUUUGAUCAAUUCAAUCGUUCAAGUACUUUAUUGGAUAAUAAACAAAUGAUUGAACUUUACAGUCAGCCAUCAGUCAAUAUGUCGGUUUUAGUUGCACCACCAGGUUCUAAUACAACUUCACUCUAUACUCAAACUUAUAACGCUUGGAAAGCUGGUAAUGCUUUCAUUGAAAGUGCAAUGCUUGCUAGUGAUGUUACAUUUGAUGAGCUUAGAUACUCUGUCAACCAAAAUCCAAAUUUCAAAUUUGUAACAAUUAACGCCCCAGUAAUUAUGCCAGAUAUUUAUAAUAAGGUUCAAACAGCUUAUAUCGAUUCAUUGGUUUCCGAUAUCACUGGUACAUUAGAUGCAAUUCUCUAUACUUGGUGUGGUAUUUUCGCUGUACUCUUUUUAAUUUGUGCCGUUUUAUUCCGUCCAAUUGUUAGAAAGAUUUCUCGUGAAAAGAUUCGUACACUUGUAUUAUUUUCAUUGGCACCAAAAGAUGUUGUUGUUAAACUUUCAACAAAGAAAAUUAAAAUGGUUAGUUUAGAUAGUGGUAGUGAACGUGAUAAUCUUUUCGAUACAACAGAUGAUGAUGGACGUGAUGAUCAUCUUGGAGAAGAUGACAACAAUAUUCAAACCCCAGUUGGUGAUAAUAAUAAUAAUAAUAAUAAUAAUAAUAACAAUAACAAUAAUAAUGGUUCAAUAUCAUCAAACGUUACAAAAUCAGAUGGAGAAAUUGGUUCAGAUGGUGUUCGUAGUAGUAGUGGUAGUAAUGUUUUAAAUACAUCAUCACCAUAUAGAGAUAGACGUCCAUUAAUGGAUUCAACUAGUGUUUUGGCAUCAACAGCAACAUUAAAUAAUAGAAAUGUAAGAUUACAAGCUAAAGAUGAAGAAAUAACUAAUGGUGGUGGUGAAAGAAAAGGUAGUGAUGCAACAAGAACAGCUCUUUCAGAGGAUAAAAAAUAUGGUUGGGAUGGAAAGAGUAAAAGAAAUUUAAAUAAGAAAUCACUUAAAUCAAUUUUAGGUCGUCUUCAUUGGAGUUAUAUCCUUGCUACAUUCUUAUUGUUUGGUUUCAUCACUAUGGGCAUUUGGGUAACAUUCACUGUCGUAUUUAAUAAUUCUCAAUCUGGUUAUACAUUGGGUAAAAGUUGUUCAAGAUCAUUGAAUAGUCGUGUCAUCAAUUAUUAUGUUGCCGAAUUGUAUACCUAUAGUCAAUAUGUAAGUACUCAAAAUAUGGUUGAUGCAAUCACAGAAUUACAAAGCAGUCAUCAAUCAUUGCCAUACCUUGAAGAGGUUAGACCAUUGAUGGAAGGUUCAUACGGUUGUUGGGCACUUAAUAAAAGUACUUGUCUUCCACCAUCCUCUAUGUACUAUGAAGAAGUUAAUAGUGGAUUGGAUAGAGUUGUUGACAGUUUGGCAAAGAAAGCAAUUAAUUUGGCUUAUACCGAUCAAGCUGCCUUAUUAGAUAGUCCAGAUUUACAAUGGUUCUUAGCACUCAUCGAUUAUAUUUUCAUUGGUCUUGACACUGCAACCUUCACUUAUUUCGACUAUUUCUUAGAAAAACAAGAAUGGGCAAAUACAGUUUUAACCGCUAUUCUAUCUGUUAGUUGUGUUAUUCUAUUGGUAGUUCAUGUAGUAUUAUUUAGACCAUUUAUGAAUCAUCUUAGAAUUCAACAUAUUCAUACUUUAGCCUUAUUACGUUUAGCUCCUGAUGAUAUUAGAUAUAUGGAAGUUAGUGAUAAAGUUAUUGAUGAAGAUUAA
Messenger RNA from Dictyostelium discoideum AX4, 4251 nucleotides. It is a transcript of the gene tmcB, whose product is annotated as HAT repeat-containing protein. Gene Ontology annotation, cellular component: membrane. The transcript has 5 exons. Gene Ontology annotation, biological process: RNA processing. Bases 1 to 4251 code for a protein of 1416 amino acids. Lineage: Eukaryota; Evosea; Eumycetozoa; Dictyosteliales; Dictyosteliaceae. The record is from RefSeq and is a predicted model, not a curated record.